AUGGGGAGCAGUCAACAAGACUCCAUUUGUUGCAAUAUUCAGUUCCUCAGAGGUGAAGGGCCAGGGGAAGAAGCCACUGCAGUAACCAAAGGAGAAUGUUUACUGGUAUCCAAUGCUUGCUCUGCUGGGCAAAAGGGACCAAUGAAACAGCCUGCAAUUCAGAUAUCAGAUGAAAUAAAGGAUCAGCACAGAAUAAUAAAGAAGAUGGAUUGUAGCACUGAAGUCAAGGACACUGACAAAACUUUAAGGUCUGGGUCAGUUGAUAAUCAAGAUGGAAACACAGAAGUUUAUCUCCAUUCCACAUUGGAAACUGGUGGAGCCAUUGAAAAGAAAAUAAACAAAUCACAUGAUAAAAAUGAGGUGACUGAACUUGUGAAAACUGAAGACACCGGAGGCUGGUCCCAAAGAGAACUUCUUGCAGAGUUGAAAAGUGAAGAUGAACCUCAAAUUGGCUGUUAUAUCACUGCACCAUUUAUCAUAGCCCAGAGGCUGUUGUGUAAAAUAAUCAAUGAUAAGAGCUCAAUGGUUGUAGGUGAUGAUGAAGAAUUGGUGAGCAACGUGAUCAGCAUUCAGUGUACUGACUCCAGGAUAAAGAUUCCAUUUCCUUUAAAGAUUGCAAUACCAUUCACUGCUCGAUAUCGGGGGAAUUAUCGUGACAUUAUGGUAAAGGCAUCAGAUGCAAGACCCCAUUCAAGUUAUUUGACUCCUUUCUCCUUAGAGGGAGUGUACAAUGGACACAAGAAAUCCUGUGCAAAUGUUAAGAUCUAUAAACUUGGCAUCUUUUCAGUUAUGUCCUGCUUAAGAAAAGAGACAUUUACCAUACCACGAAAAGGUUUAACCUUGAAGCUCAGCAUGGAUUCAAGAAUUACACUGAACUACCUCCCUGGAUCCUUCAGUACCUCAGUGGUAGUUCAAUCAAAGGUUCAGCCAAUUGAUUCAACAUUGUUGAACGUAAUGAAAUCAAGACAAGAUAUAUUUCAUCCCAUAAUCUCCACCAGCCCUCUUGUCCAUAUCAAACAUCCAUCUACUCAGCAGUUUCGGAAAUCAAUUACCAUCACUCUGCCCUGUCCGCCAAACUCAGAUAAGAAGAGAUUAGGGGAUGAAAUCGACCAUCCUCGACCAACUGCUGCAGUACAGAGAAGUAGCAGUCAUCGCUUUCGGUAAAUUAAGGUGAGUGCACCUGUAAGAAAACCUGGAGAAGUAACCAAUGAAUCAUUAAAACUGUUCGGAUUUAAAUCAAAGGAUGAAGAAUGGGUGAUGAUGGACAAUGUAACUGUGAAAGAUAUGCAAAAUGGGCUGGUUGCAAUUGAAUUAACUGAACACGUGGAGAGAUUUAUUGUCCUUCGCUUGUCACCCUCAGUGGAUAGUAGCUAUUUAAUUUCUUUUGUACACAAACUUGAAGAAGCGAUCCAGUUCACUAUGGUUAAUGUUAUUACCUACCACAAAAGAGACAACUUCCACCAUUUUGUUGUGCUGAUGGUUCCUUCCAAAGAAUUACAGUGGGAAUUGGUUAAGCUACGUGAAGAGGGAUUCAGAGGCCCACCAGAGCCAUCCGAAGAGUUUCCAAUGAGAGAGGGCGAGCAGCUGAUUCUCAAAUUUUGUGGCAACAUUAAAUCAUUGGACAGUGACCAAAAUACGUCUCAAGGAUAUCAACUGAUAUUCCACUCGCAGCGGAAAACCCGACUGGAGCUGCAACUGACUGAAGUGAAUGAGUUUGGCAACUGCUGCUCACCUCACUACAAAGGAAUGGCAGUAUUUUAUAAAAUAACCAAAGAUGAGCUGACCAAACAAUGGGAUAGGGAACCCCAGCCAGUGGAUAACUUGGACCAUACCCCUGUAUGCAAGCUAACAUUAACAUUGCCCAAGAGAGAAAAGGUUCUUAGUCGUUCAACAACAAGUGUGAGCAAAUUACCAGAAACAUCGUCUGAGGACCUACUUUAUUGGGUAGCCUCAGAAAUUUCUGAAGAAGAUGCCACGUUGCUUGUGACAUCUCUGCGAAUCCGUCGCAGCGCCGUCCAGUUGGUCAGGCUGACCAACCCUGAUGACUUAACAGACCAGAUUUACAAACUGCUCAACAUGUGGAAGAAGAAUAUGCCAACUUCAGUAGAUAAAAUUCAAAUCCUUUCCCGACAUUUGAAGAAAUGUGGAAGAGAAGACUUAGCAGAAGAGUUACGGUCAAAAUAUAGUCAAGGAGGCCCAGUAAAACCUUUAUAA
Molecule: messenger RNA, 2214 nt
Organism: Pristis pectinata (smalltooth sawfish)
Lineage: Eukaryota; Metazoa; Chordata; Chondrichthyes; Rhinopristiformes; Pristidae
Gene: dthd1
Product: death domain containing 1
Exons: 9
Biological process (GO): signal transduction
Molecular function (GO): protein binding
Source: RefSeq, a predicted model, not a curated record